AUGUCUGUACGUUAUGGCUUUGAAAACCUGGAUCGCAUGAAACGUUUAAAUCAUGGAUCGAGAGACGAUGAGUUGCGUCGCAAGGAAAAUUUCGGGAAGAAUAGGAUUUUAACUGAACGUUUAAACUCAUUUAAACUUGCUGGUGAAACAGGCUUAGACGCACCUUCUUCCCCGAACCCAAAACUACUCUCGACUUCUGCAAAAGUACUAAAUAAGAUUGCCAAGAGUCCCUUUCGAUCCGACACUUUGAAAGAAGAACCACGCUCGGUGGAUCCUCAUGUUCUUGUUCGGGCACCCUAUCGCUCUAAACAAGCUCGUUCUUGGCGUUCUAAGUGCUCUCAAAAUAAUCGUGCGCCACGUCCUUCGAACAUGUUUUCCAAAAGAAACAGCUUUGAAGCUACUGAUAUGAAAAGAACAAACUCCCUUCCUAGUAUGCCCCGUCCGUCUUAUUUACCUCCUCCGAAGUCUUCAGUUGUUUGUGUUUCGCUUGUUGUACAACCAAAUGGGGCUGCAUCUUUGGUUUCAGAAGAUAUGAAUGAGAUGUCUAAAAGCGAGUCAAACAAAAUCAAUCUCAAUUCAAUGAAUUCACUCGAAAGUGAUUUUUUAUCUACAAAUCUUACUAGUAGUUCCGAUUUUAUUUCGAGUGAUCUGGCAGAACCUUACAGUUUCAUAGACGAUUUGGGGAUAGGUAUGCAGCGUUCCGCAACAUGGACACCUGGUUUUAAGUCUUUUCAUAAUGAAACACCUUCAAAAUUUUUGAAUUGCCAGUCAGAAUUUCCUUUAGAGUGUGGAGUACAGGAUGCGUUUUACUCGAAAAAUCCUAUCCAAGUAGAUUUAAUAUCGCCGGGGAAACAAAUAUUUGAGAAUUUCCCAUAUUCGGAUACACUUGAGGAACCCUAUAGUUCGGAAAUGUAUGAAUCGGGAUCAUCUCUGAUGGGUUCUCACUCAGAGCCUGUUUCUGAAUCUGCAACGAUGGGAGGGGAGCCCAUGAGGGUUUGCUUUAGCGAUAGCACACUUUGCGAUGCUCGCGUUGCAGCAAAACAAGCAUUAAUAUCUCGAAAGCGGAGCGAAAAGAGGGAAGCAGUGAAAGAUGCACCCACGACACCUCCUUCCAAAAACAUGCACAAAAACGAUAAUGUCGUUUUAUUUCACAGUAGUCCUUUAUUUGAUCGUUUAGGAAAUUCUUUAUACCACAAUACGAAACCCUCUAAAACCGAAGAACCAUGGUUCCCAAAUUUUGAAAUUUGUUCUGAACCAACCCAGCCAUCAUUUUAUUCCAGUGGCUUUGGUCCAGAGGGAACCGAUGAAUUACUAGACUCAAGUUUUUGUAAUGAUUGGUAA
Schizosaccharomyces osmophilus is the source of this 1341-nucleotide messenger RNA. It is a transcript of the gene rep1, whose product is annotated as MBF transcription factor activator Rep1. The transcript has a single exon. Lineage: Eukaryota; Fungi; Ascomycota; Schizosaccharomycetes; Schizosaccharomycetales; Schizosaccharomycetaceae. The coding region runs from base 1 to 1341 and encodes 446 amino acids. The record is from RefSeq and is a predicted model, not a curated record.